Messenger RNA from Camelina sativa (false flax), 1014 nucleotides. RefSeq names its product gluconokinase. Lineage: Eukaryota; Viridiplantae; Streptophyta; Magnoliopsida; Brassicales; Brassicaceae. Gene Ontology annotation, molecular function: gluconokinase activity. Gene Ontology annotation, cellular component: cytoplasm. The record is from RefSeq and is a predicted model, not a curated record.
UAUCGCCUUUCUUCCUCUCACGUUUCUCACCCCCUAAUUAGUUUUUUUAAUUAAACUCUCAGAUAUAUAUAUAUAUAUAUAUAUUUUUUUUUUCUUUCAAUUUCAAUCCAAAUUUUACCUUGCAGUUUCGAAUUUAUAUAUAUCAACCUAGCGAGUUUUGUGAAUUUCUUCUUUGAUCAAGAAGACUCCAAUUGCUCCACCCUCGGUCUUGUGGAGUAAACAAACAAACAAAAAAAAUCACAAUUGUUUUCUUCAAGAAUCACCAAAACCUGUUUUAAUCAGAGACAUCAGACAUGUCAGGUGUUGGCAAUGAAGUGACAGGUAAAGUCAUUGUCAUUAUGGGUGUAAGCGGAGCAGGGAAAUCCACCAUAGGUACGAUGUUGGGAAAAGCUCUAUCUUGUGAUUUUCUUGAUGCCGAUGAUUAUCAUUCUUUAUCAAACAGAGAUAAGAUGCGCCAAGGCAUUGCUCUUUCAGACGAAGAUCGAAUGCCGUGGCUUGAAAAAAUACAGGAGAGUUUGCGAAAACGUUUACUAAACGGAGAAACCGUUGUUCUCGCGUGUUCGGCAUUGAGAAAACAGUAUAGAGAGAUCUUGAGAGGUUCUGAUCCUGAUUACAAACCCGGAAGCUAUACGAGUUGCAAGGUUAAGUUUGUAUUAUUGGAAGGUACCGCAGAGGUGAUCGCUGCUCGGUUACAGAAGAGAGCUUCUGAAGGAGAACAUUUCAUGCCUCUCACUCUUCUUCAGUCUCAGUUUGAUCUGCUUCAUGCUGAUGAAUGUGAAAAGAUAUUCAAAAUCAGUGUUGUUCUAAGCCCUGAAGUUAUAGUCAACACAAUUCUUGAAAUGGUUACUAAUUCUUUGAACCCUUGAGAGAAGACUUUAUCCAAAACCAAAACAAAAAAAAAGCCCUCAAGAGAAUAUAUGAAAAUUCUCAGGACAUUGUUAUUCAUCUUUUGUAUUCAACAUAUCAAUAAGCAAAACUUGCUUUCAUUAUAAAAAUGUACAUUGUUUCAUUUCA